AUGAUGUCUGCAAAAGAAAUGGUUAAAGUAAUGAUCGUCCUGUUUGCAAUUUAUGUUUUCGCAAAAUCAGAUGGGAAACCCAUGAUAAGGAGAAAUGUGGCUGAAAUACGGUUAAUGCAUGACCUGCGUCAACUUCUGAUCAAUAAGGCAAGGCGGGAUUGGCUAUGGAGUUUGUUGGCGAGAGUUAACAUGGCAGGUUCUAUAGUUCCCAGGGAUGUUUCCAGGAGGUCUCUAAGAAAGGAAGACAAUGUCCUGUUUGAGAGCCAUCAAAAACGCCUUGCAGAAGCAGACAAAGCUGAUGUGGACGCAGUAACUAAGGUUAAAUCCCAGUGA
Messenger RNA from Myotis daubentonii (Daubenton's bat), 333 nucleotides. Its product is annotated as parathyroid hormone-like. NCBI's taxonomy places the organism in Eukaryota, Metazoa, Chordata, Mammalia, Chiroptera, Vespertilionidae. Gene Ontology annotation, molecular function: parathyroid hormone receptor binding; hormone activity. Gene Ontology annotation, cellular component: extracellular region. The record is from RefSeq and is a predicted model, not a curated record. Gene Ontology annotation, biological process: cell-cell signaling; intracellular calcium ion homeostasis.